GGAGAAUAUGGUUAAAUCUACAAAGAAAGCGAAGCAGGAAAUGAAUUCCCAACCUGAACAAUCAGCAACAUUUGACAUUUCCUUUAUCAUCUCAAUGCUCGAAUCCUCAUGCCGUAUUCAACUGUCCACAGCUCUACACUUUUUUCGUAAAGCUUUUGCCAAUCAGUCAGAUUUAUCGAACAUCGCUCUGAAGGAGCAGUUUUAUGGAAGAAUUAAGAAUGGCGUUCUCAAUGCUCUUCGUAAUCAAACGUUAGACAUUGACAGUGAGGUUAACGCUGUUUGGAUUAUCACUAAUAUGUGUUGUAUUAGCCAGGAAGUUACUCACUUGUUUGUAAACUCGAAUUGUCUAGAUAUCUUGAUCAAACUCGUUCGGUCUCAAAACGCUCGUCUCUCAAGUCAAACUGUUUGGGCAAUUGCAAAUAUUGCAGCUGAUUGUUCUUCGUGCAAAUUGAAAUGUAGAUCACCUAAACUUUUGAAGAUACUCGCCAGAAACUUACAAACGUCGUAUAAACUCGACGAUGCAGACCGACGCCAACUCAUUUGGUGUGUCAAUAAUAUUUUUUCCGGUGGCCGAACAACGAUGCCAUCACCAGUAGCUCGUUCACUUAUUUGUGCUUUGUCUGCAAUUUUACUCGACACAGACGCUGUCGAUAAUAUGGGAUGUGGUUCAAUGAUUUUAUGGACUCUUGCCAAUUUGGUUGACAACUCACUAGAUACCACACGGAUCGACAUGCUUCUUUCCCAAAACUACGUUGUUGAGCAUAUUCUCGAAAAAUUUAUUGAUCAAACGGACAAGUCAUGCAAUGUUUCAUGCCUCCGCCUUAUUGGAAAUAUUGCAGUCGGGAAUGAUGUUCAGACUGAUCUGUUGGUUGAUAAUCCCAAGUUUAGAGUUGUUAUGAAUAUUGCAAUGUCAUCUCCGGAGCAUCACAGUGAAGCCGCAUGGAUCAUAUCAAACGUUGUUGCCGGUGCUCCAAGACACGUGGAUUACAUAAUGGAUGAUCCAGAUGCUUUCUAUGAAUGGGUGAUGGCUGGGAUUCAUACUGGAGACAAACGCUUGAGAAAGGAAUGUCUGUGGAUUAUUGGAAAUCUAUUGGCAACUGCAGAUGAGCAUCAAACGUAUCUUCUCGUCUCCUUAGGAAUAGUACAGCAUUUUCCAGCUCUUCUCGAUUUUGAUGAUGUUCGUUUGAAUGAAAAGGCGGCGACAACUGCAACUGAACUGCUCCGUGAGCAUCCAUGGCAGUACACAUUGUUCCAACGUUUGGAUAUUUUGGGAUGUAUUGAGAGAGCUGGAGCAAACUUUUCGAUUCAAAAAGCCGAACUGAAAUCUUUGAUGAAUGACUUGGCGCCACCUGAACGGAAAGAUGAAGAUAUUGCCAAAGGAUGUUCUGUGAUUUGCUACAGCAAGCUCUCAGACGACUUUCACAGCAUGAGCAUUUGAAUUUACUCGUUUGAAAAUAAAAAUACGAAUUUUG
Caenorhabditis elegans is the source of this 1472-nucleotide messenger RNA. RefSeq names its product Importin subunit alpha (gene F53B2.5). The transcript is spliced from 10 exons. Lineage: Eukaryota; Metazoa; Nematoda; Chromadorea; Rhabditida; Rhabditidae. Gene Ontology annotation, cellular component: nucleus. The record is from RefSeq and is marked reviewed. The coding region runs from base 8 to 1438 and encodes 476 amino acids.